This is a messenger RNA of Haplochromis burtoni (Burton's mouthbrooder), 6379 nucleotides long. It is a transcript of the gene csrnp2, whose product is annotated as cysteine-serine-rich nuclear protein 2. The coding region runs from base 2548 to 4209 and encodes 553 amino acids. Gene Ontology annotation, biological process: regulation of transcription by RNA polymerase II. The record is from RefSeq and is a predicted model, not a curated record. Gene Ontology annotation, cellular component: nucleus. The transcript is spliced from 4 exons. Lineage: Eukaryota; Metazoa; Chordata; Actinopteri; Cichliformes; Cichlidae. Gene Ontology annotation, molecular function: sequence-specific DNA binding; DNA-binding transcription factor activity, RNA polymerase II-specific.
GUUAAACUAAAUGUUUUGAAGCUUUCCUAAAAAAGGAGACAUGAUAUUUUAUUGGCACUAUCUAGCACAGGCUCCACAUCUGUCCCUUUGGUGUACAGAUGUGGAUGCCUAGUCACUUACAUUUGACUAGACUUUAGCAUGUACUGUUAACCAAAUUAAGCUUAAAUGCAGGUUAAUUUAGCGCACUACGGUUUAGUGCUUUGCACAUCUGCUUCUGCACAAUAUGAACAAAGAAACAGGAAAAAAAAAGAAUAGAUACUUCAUUUCCCAGCAUACCCCGGCGCAGGACAUGCCCGUGAUGUCACAAUAAGUAUAUAUACAGCUACAGGGAAGAAUUUCUACCUCCAUUGUUACAUUGUAACAAACGGGGCCGGGGCGAAGCGGGGAGAAAGGCGUCUUCUCGCUAGAAAACCUGCAAGAUUUUGACACCAAACGAUAAAGAGCAGAGCGCACCGUUAUUGCGAGAAGACGGCGAAGUAAGCCCAGACGACUGAACCCGCCCCGGCGAGAAGAAAAGGAUAAACGAACACAGAUGUCAGCGGAUUUCUCCAUUACACCCAUUUAAAGGCUUACAUCAGGAAGACAAGACACUGAGGGUCUUACAUUAUUCAUGCUGCACCGAAAAAUGUUGGAGACUAAAGCGCAGCUAACCCCAUGACGCCCCUUCUUCCUAUCGUCUGUCCUUUAAAUAGAUAGGAAUGCAUCAUUUAAAUAAAACCCGCCGGUCUUGCACAGCUCCCGUUUUCUUCGUCAUCUUUCAGUGUGCAGAACAAUGAGCAUGAAGCCUAAGUAGCCUGAAAUAACCAAAUAUAAGUGUUGCAAAUUGACAAUCACGCAAGCUUUCAUCCAGAUUACUUCGGCUCCACGGUUGCAGUCUGGAUACUCGUUCAGGGAUCUCGGUUUUGGCAUAAAAGAGCGUCUCAUAGGGCGUUGAAAGAUUGAUGUGCAGCUCCUAUUGGAAACAGAAACGACCUACGAGUUGGUUGGAAUAAGGGUCCCUGUUUCUGCCCCAGGUAAGUGGGUUUAGUGUUUCAUUAACCGGGCGGUUUGCCAUUGUGUCUCUGUGUGUCUCUUUCUCUCUCUCUGUGUGUGUGUAUGUGUGUGAAAUGGAAAGAGAAAGAGAGACAGAUAGAAAGAGAGAGCCUUGCCUUGUCAGACUGGCAAUAUCUAACCUCCCCCAACACAGUCAGUCUGUAUGUCCACAUUUAAACAAAUAGCUCCUCUAAACUGCGUGUCCCUGACGGGUAAUAUACCGUGAAGUCACACCUGUCGGUAAACAUCCUGUAACAUGUCAAAGGCAAACUUAAGUCCUGAAAGAAAAGCCUUAAAUUCCUAAACUGAAAUAAACAUUUAAUGUCAGAUGUGUUACUCUGGUUUUUAAAAAAGGGCACACAUUUGGUGUCAUAACCACAGCUGCAUCUUUACAGGUUAGGCCCUGUCCCUUACAGCCUGUCAAGGUGGGUAAUUUUGUUGAAAUUAGGUCAAGGUAUUAGUCUUUAAUGCUCAUAAUUAUUAUUAGGACAUAGAUUAGAUAAUUUUGGACUUUCCCCCCCUCAGAAGUAGUUCCAGGAAAGAUCACUUAGACUGCAUUUGAGCAGCUUUUUGGUAUCAGCACAUCCCUUUUCUCUUUUUAGCUGAAGGACAAAUUUAAUUGUGCAGUUAUUACAUAAAUUAUGCUAUAAAUGUACGUGUCAGUUUGAACAUUUUCCUGCAAGCACUUAAAAAAAACUGAAUGAAAAACUACAGAAUGGGAGUUGCUCCAUUUGGUAUGACAUUACAAUAUGUUGCAGGCAGAUUCAUGCUGCAUAGUGAAAUAUGAAUUACCUUGAGAAGUAGCUGGUUCACACUAUAGGAUGUAUGGUAGUAAUAUGGUAGGUUUAAGGUAGAUGGAUAUAGUGUCUCUAUGGGAUAUAAUCAUCGGUGUUAAUAUUGAUGUAUAAUUAUUUGGAAUGUAUCUGUGUGAAUGCAGAUGCCUGUGUAAUGCACAGGACAUAACACAGUGUAACAUCAGACAUGUAUUUAGCUGCUUUCAUUCACCUUGUUUGACCUCUCCUACAGAUGUAAGUGAUCAGCUCCCUCCUUCAAAUUCACCCAUAUCCAUCCCUCCCCCUACACUCAGUUUAUAGCAGAUUUUCUUUAGGGGUAAAAACAGAUUGUGAAGCCACAGACAUUAUUUGCUUCAAGGCUGCUUGCAUAAACUGUGCUUGCCUAGUUGCCAUGGUUACAUUUUCAGACUUGAUAAUUUCAAAGUCGGAUUUCAUGUGAGAUGGGAGCCACACAGACGAAAUGAUGGAGCUGGAAUACAGAUGAAAGGAGGCAGGAGCGAACAGAUGUCACCUUUUUGUUCUGUUUGUGUUGUCAAGGGCUGACCUUACACAGGAACAGUUUGAUAAAAAAAAUAGCUCAUUCUCUAAGUGACAACACGAGCAUUUUGUUUCUGUGGUAGUAAAUCACAAUGUGUCAUGUGUUCACAUCUUUUGAAACACAUUUACUGGUGCCGGGUAUGUUUUUUUGUGCUCCUCUGUGCCCCCAGAUACUUAAGUUUCCAUGGAGGCAGGUUCGUCCCUCAGCCUCAAACGAAGAUAUGAAGAGGUGGACAACAGCUCUCCAUUCUCUACACCUAAGGACUCUGACGAUGACAUCUCCAGCAGUGACAGUGCUGACAGCUGUGACAGCCUCAACCCUCCCUCUAGCACUGCAUUUACCCCCACCUCUAUCCUCAGGCAGCACAAGCCGUCACCAGGGGGGAAACGCGUACGUUUUGAUUUGGUGACGGUGUAUUACUUCCCCCGGCGGCAGGGUUUCACCAGCGUGCCCAGCCAAGGGGGCAGCUCCCUGGGUAUGGCCCGUCACCACUCCUCCAUCAGACACUACACACUGGGGGAGUUUGCACGCGAACAGGAAACCAGUCACCGGCACACUUUGCAACAGCACCUGCGCCAGGAGAAGCUGAAUGCCCGCAAGAUGAAGCUGACAAGGAACGGCACGGUGGAGUGCGCUCAGGCGGAGCUGCUGACUCUGGACGAUGUGUCGGAUGAGGAUCUCGACGUGGACGGCGUGGAAGUGGACGACUGUUUCUUCCUUCAGCCGCUGCCCACCAAACGGCGUCGAGCCCUCCUGCGAGCCUCUGGCAUCACCCGCAUCGAUGCGCGUGAGAAAGCUGAGCUCCGAGCUAUCCGCCUCUCUCGGGAGGAAUGCGGCUGCGACUGCCGUUUGUACUGUGACCCUCGCCAUUGUGGCUGCAGCCAGGCUGGUAUUAAGUGCCAGGUGGAUCGAAUGUCUUUCCCGUGUGGCUGCUCUAGGGAUGGCUGCGGCAACGUAGCAGGUCGUAUUGAAUUCAACCCUCUACGUGUCAGAACUCACUACCUGCACACCAUCAUGAAGCUGGACGUGGAGAAGAGGAGGAUGCUCAUACAAGGAACAGGAGACCAGUAUGCUGAAUCAGACCCGCUGUCUUCCCCCUCCUCCACGUGUCCCACUUCACCGGACCUUUCUUCAGUCGCUGGCCUGGACUCGGAGCUGGAGGAGAGCGAGGUGCAGUCGGUCGUGGAGGUUCAGGAUCUUCUGGCGGAGCAGGAUAUACUGGAGAGGGAGAACGAGACAGCCGUGCUGCACCUGCAGAGCGCAGAGGAGCAGGAGAGGAGGGAGAGGGAGGAGGCUGAAGGGGAAGCAGUGCAGCCAGAGCUGAGUGCUGAUGGGCUCACAGAGCAGCCUCUUUGCCUCCUACCCAGUGCCUUGGGAGGGGAGCUGCCUGAGCAGGCAGAAGUUCCAGGUGUUGAGCAGGUCCUCCUGCAGGGGCCUUUCCCUACAGGGGCUACGGUCUUGUGCAUCACUGACAACCAGGAGGAGAGCCCCUCUGACCUCCUCAAAGACUCCUCUUCCCUGCUCUACUAUCAACUCAGUCCCAUAGAGCCUGGAGCCUUUGAGACGCUGCCCAGAACAGAGGAAGCUGAACAGGAGGAGCCUUUGGUGAGGGAACAAGAUGCAAGAGAAGAUGAGUUUGCGGAAAGGAAACAAGAAGGAGGAGAGGAGCUGAAGGAAGAUAAGCAUGAAGACAAGCCUUUGACCGAUGUUAUUCUGUGCUCAGAGGAAUGCGUGGCAGCAGUGGAGGAGAGGCCUGCGAGUCCUCAGCAGAAGAUCCCGGAAGAACAGUGCCAAGAGCAGUCGUGCAUGAAGAAAGAAGUAGAUCCACUGCCUCCUGAAGUUUAGUACUAGCGUCUCUGCAGAUAAUUUGCACAAUAGCUUCAUCUAAGAUGAGUAAAUUACACAUUUUACAUGUAUUACUGCUAUUAUCAUAAAUAACUACAGGUCUCCUAUAGUGAGUGUCAAUAAAAUAUGUGAAGAAUGAGCUUGAGUGUUACACAAAGGAGGAGAGAUGCUGAAAGCACAUAUAGAUCACUCCCCAGAAGUAAUAUGGAUGCAGUUCAAAGACAACAUUGUAGGUAAUUCUGUUGGGGGUGAUGAAUGCGGCCUUAAUGGAAAAAAACACGGAAACACUUGUGCGUAGGAGUCGAUUAGGAGUACAGCGAGUAGUGUUUUGUUCAUUUCCAGCGCAGCAAACAGAAAAUACAGUGUGUGAAUGCUGACAUAAGCCUUUUGUUUUGUGAUGUAUAAAGGUGUCAACACUAAACACAAAUUGUUUUUUCAGCGCGCAGGAAGCUGGUGUAUUUUGAUACUUUACCGGCUCACUUUCCAUUACAGCAAUCUCACACUGUAAUCAAGCCAAAUGAAGGCCUCCGAUCCAACCUUCCCCUGAAAAUAGACCUAAUAAUCCUGGAAAUACUUGUUUUUGUGUACUGUAUAUGCAUUUGCAAUGUGCAGGACAGAGAUGAAGUUUCUUUGAUCUGUAUGCACCUUGCGAAAUGAGGGCAGCAAACGUCGUGGCUCUGUCGCAUUGAGAGGAGGAGGAAAAAUAAUUUUAAAAAAGAGCAGAAAUUAGCACUGGCUGUAGUUGUUACUCACUUCGGACUGCUCGUACAAAUGCAGUCGAUUUGUCAAACAAAAAAGAAAAAGUUUACUUGUAGUUGCAAUGCCUAUGACAUUAUUUCUUCGAGUAAUGUGUCAUUUGUGGAUACUAUACUAUUGGUUUUGAAGUUGAAGUCGUUGCAGUUCGUUUACUUUGGGAAUGAAAGGAAAUGUAAUUUUUUUUCAUACUGCUACAUUAUAAUGUCAUGUUAUGAUGAGUUGCCAGAAUAGCGCUUCCUAGUCUUUUUUUAAUUGAUGUUCUAUAAGAAAGCGAGGAUUUUGAAUCAAGUCAAAUUUCCCAAGAAGAAAACAGCAGUAAGAGUCAAAGUCAAACUGAGGCCUGUGCUGUUGGAAGUAGUUAUUAUAUGAAACAAUGUGAUGCUAGUAAUUUAUGGAUCAGAUUGACAUCGACCUGAAUCUGCGUGUUUUAUGUUCCGUCUGUAUGUGUGCGAGUGUGUGUACAUCUACUUUACAUUUGUACGUCUGAGGGAGGGAGCAUGUACUGUAUUAGAGAUUGGGAGGUGCUGGCGAGGACACGCAUUUCAUUCAUGACAGGUGCUGAUGUUACAGAUUUACAGUUUACAGGAUCUCCUCCCCAUUACCACGAGAAACAAUGUUUCUCCACUUGAUUGAUGUAAGAAGUACCAGAGAGCCUCUCGUAGGAACGCAAUAGCUACUGCACUGCAAAAAUCAUUAAUGUGGUGAUUAUGGAAUGAGGUGUCUCAUGAUUAUGUAAAUGCAAUCGUACCGCAUUUCUGCUCUUUCAGUGUCUUUUUUUCUAAUCUCGGUCUGAUUAGUACUGAUCUGCGUAAGCGUGCCGACUCUUCUUACACAAAAUCAGUCCUUUGUUUUGUUGCCUAUAAUUACAGCUGUUGCUUUGUGUAACUGCUCGCCGAACACAGGAUGUGCUGCCGUGUAUGAGAUGUCUGAUGUGUUUCUUUGCCUUUUUUGUUUUGAAAUUGUCUUAAUCUAAAUCUGCUUACAAGUUGCACCAAAGCAGUGGUUUCAAACCUAAUUAAAUGAUGCUUUCAUCCAUCAGAUUCUAACAAAGCAGUCUCCUCUAGUUAUUGUGAGGCUGCAGAUUUAUUGUGGCUCUUUGUGUUUGCGUGACUUGCCUUGAUAUAGUACCAUCUUUGAAGUGAUGAUGAUUACAAGCUGCCUAUUGUUGAGCUUUUGUCCUCGGCUUUCUACUUAUAAACUUAGGUUUGGGACCACUGCACUGAAUUAACUCCAGUACACUAUGUGAUUGUGUGUUUUCUCUGCGUGAAUGGGGUGUGUGAUUGUUGAGAAGACUGAUAAGUUUAGACUUCAUCUAACAGCUGUGAGAACUACUCUCAUGCUAACUGUUGCCUAAAGUGGACACAAAAGAUUUUAUACAAAAGUAAAAACAAUAAAUUACUCAUUGCAAAAAGGA